This is a messenger RNA of Didymosphaeria variabile, 924 nucleotides long. RefSeq lists its product as uncharacterized. NCBI's taxonomy places the organism in Eukaryota, Fungi, Ascomycota, Dothideomycetes, Pleosporales, Didymosphaeriaceae. The record is from RefSeq and is a predicted model, not a curated record. The coding region runs from base 1 to 924 and encodes 307 amino acids. The transcript has 3 exons.
AUGGCCAAUAGAUGGCCGCAAUACUCGCGCGGUUGCGCAACCCGCAUCAAGCAGAUCGAUGAAGACGGCAAGACGGGCAGUCCAGAUAUGACGUAUCCCAACUCUCAAGCAACGCUGUUGAGGGAAAUAGGAGAGGCGCGGAAACAGGGCAAGACUCCCCUUUCGGGCGAACACAUCUUCAACGUGCUGAAGCAGCCGAUCCUGCAUGCCAUGCACCGCGCUUCCUCCAUACCCAUCACGCAUUUCGGCCACAAUCCGACGCAUAUCCCCGAUGAGAUCUGGCAGACGCUACGACCGAUCAUCGUGAUCAGGCAUCCGGUGCCGCAUAUCAACUCAGGGUACGCAGCGUUGAGUACGCUGGGUAUGAGUGUGACGGUUGGCGAUGAAGAUCUGGGUAUCUUUUGUUCGCAGCGGUAUUAUCGGUACGUCGAACCUCUUCUCCCUCACUAUGUGUACAAAACAGGUCGUGUCCAGGCUGCGCACGUCUGGCGGUUAUGCGCUGUGGUCUCCCCCCUAAAGUUAGACGAUCACCCCUCACUCACCUAUACCAGCCACCUCUUCGACCUUCUUCGCUCCCAAAAUCGUGCGCCUCUUGUCAUCGACGCAGACGACCUCCUCUUUCAAACGGAUCGCGUAACCCGGGCCCUUUCGGACACUCUGAACUUGGACGCUUCCCUCUUGUCUGAGCACUGGGAUGUCAUGCCGGAGGAACAGCGGCCCAAAGAUCCUAUUAUGAGGGCGUGGAUGGCGACCUUCCAUGCAAGCACGGGUAUUGAGAGGCCAGAAAAGGAAGACGAGAAAGAUGUGGAAGUGGCGUUUGGGCGGUGGAAGCAGAAGUGGGGUGAAGAUGUUGCGGAGUGUUUGAAGGAGUUGGCGGAGGAGAAUCUCAUGCAUUAUGAGUAUUUGGCUAGGUUUAAAGCGUAG